This is a messenger RNA of Chelmon rostratus (copperband butterflyfish), 2901 nucleotides long. RefSeq names its product 6-phosphofructo-2-kinase/fructose-2,6-bisphosphatase 2-like. Lineage: Eukaryota; Metazoa; Chordata; Actinopteri; Chaetodontiformes; Chaetodontidae. The record is from RefSeq and is a predicted model, not a curated record. Gene Ontology annotation, biological process: fructose metabolic process; fructose 2,6-bisphosphate metabolic process. Gene Ontology annotation, cellular component: cytosol. Gene Ontology annotation, molecular function: fructose-2,6-bisphosphate 2-phosphatase activity; 6-phosphofructo-2-kinase activity; ATP binding. Bases 213 to 1823 code for a protein of 536 amino acids. The transcript is spliced from 17 exons.
GGCGAGGAGGAGGAGCUAAAACAUCCGGGAAGAAGACGGAGCCUCCGGCGGCGGUCAAAGCCAACUGAUGGCAACGUAACAAAGAAAAGAAGACGCAUAUCUCCAGGCACCUGCUGAUUUGUGAGAGAUGCUGACCUCAUCUUACCAGUGACCAAAGCUCGCUGUCCCCAGACCAGCCGAGACAGGACAGCAGGACGCAGAUCAGAGCGGUCAUGGCUGCCAGACUGCAGAGACCUGCAGCCGCCUUGGACGGCUCAGCGGAGUCCAAGAGGACGGACCUCAGGACCAAUGAGAAGAAGUGCUCUUGGGCCUCCUACAUGACCAAUUCUCCAACUGUGAUAGUGAUGAUUGGGUUGCCCGCAAGGGGGAAAACCUACAUGUCCAAGAAGCUGACACGCUACCUCAACUGGAUUGGAGUGCCAACUAAGGUAUUUAACCUUGGAGUUUAUAGGAGAGAAGCAGUGAAGUCAUACAAGUCCUACGACUUCUUCAGACAUGACAAUAAAGAAGCAAUGGAAAUUAGAAAACAGUGUGCCUUGGUGGCUCUGCAGGAUGUCAAGGCCUAUCUGAAUGAGGAGGGAGGCCAGAUCGCUGUUUUUGAUGCCACCAACACGACCAGAGAGAGACGAGAACUCAUCCUUAAUUUUGCAAAGGAUAAUGCAUACAAGGUGUUUUUUGUAGAAUCCAUAUGUGACGAUCCAGAUGUCAUCGCUACAAAUAUCCUGGAUGUGAAGGUGUCCAGCCCAGACUACCCUGAGAGGGACAGAGAAAGUGUCAUGGAGGAUUUUCUGAAGAGGAUAGAGUGUUACAAAGUGACCUAUCAGCCUUUAGAUCCGGACGAACACGACAAGAACCUGUCCUUCAUCCAGGUCAUCAACGUCGGCCGUCGUUUCUUGGUCAACAGGGUGCAGGACUACAUCCAAAGUAAAAUCGUGUACUACCUCAUGAACAUCCACGUACACUCCCACUCCAUCUACCUCUGUCGGCACGGAGAGAGCCAUCACAAUGAGGAGGGACGCAUCGGGGGAGACUCCGAACUGUCAAAGAGAGGAAGACAGUUUGCAGCAGCCCUGAAGGGUUUUGUGGAAGAGCAUCGUCUGUCGGACCUGAAAGUUUGGACCAGCCAGCUGAGACGCACCAUUCAGACGGCGGAGGAGCUGGGAGUUCCCUACGAGCAGUGGAAGAUCCUGAAUGAAAUAGACGCUGGAGUGUGUGAAGACAUGACGUAUAAGAUGAUUGAGGAAACAUACCCAGAGGAGUUUGCCAUGAGGGACCAGGACAAGUACCAUUACCGCUACCCUGGAGGAGAGUCCUACCAGGACCUGGUUCAGCGGCUGGAGCCAGUUAUCAUGGAGCUGGAGCGACAGGGCAACGUGCUGGUCAUCUGUCAUCAGGCCGUCAUGCGCUGCUUGCUCGCCUAUUUCCUGGACAAGAGCGCAGAUGAUCUACCCUACUUGAAGUGUCCCCUGCACACUGUCCUAAAACUGACCCCUGUGGCUUAUGGCUGUAAAGUGGACCUGUUUGACUUGAAGGUGGAGGCUGUCAACACUCACCGGGACAGACCAUUAAGUAAAGCCAGAACAGAUGCUGUGCCGCCGGCUUUCCACCGACGGAACAGCUUCACUCCGCUGUCCAGCCAAGACCAGAUUAAACGGCCUCGUCUCUACAGCGUGGGCAACCCUCCGCAGGCCCGCAUGUCCCAGGCCCCAACUUUACCCAGCAUGCACUUCUCUGAGGCGUCUGAGGGGGCAGAGCUGCUACAAGGCGAGGACUCUGUGAACGGCUUCAGUGCGGCGGACGAGAACGACUGCGUUCGCAGUUAAAGAGGCUUUUCUCCACACGGGUGUGUCACCAGAUCUGAGGACCAGCAGUCAAAUCCCAACCAGCUUCAGCCAUUGUAUUCUAAAGCACCGCAUUACACUCCACACCUGUGUGACCCUGAAUGUGUUAUCUCUGGUUUAGGUAGGUUAUGUGAGUGUUAGCGUGAGUGUGCACCCUACACACAUGAACUUAAUACUUUUGCACAGCAGCCUUCAAAUCCAGGCUACAACCCACCUCAGAUAUAUAAUGUAAAGACCUGUAGUGAAGAAAACCCAUCCAUUAGCUCCUUGCACACUGCACACACUGUAGUGUGCAGUCACAUGAUGCUGUGUUAGUUGAGAACCGGUUGAUUGUAAGCUGUAUACCUCAUUUGAAGCUUACCGUAAGACUGUGCCUCUAUUGAAGGAAGCCAUGCACAGCCUUUGUUUUUCUACCUAUUUGAACAUUCCCAGGAAAUGCCCAUCCUUCCUCGGGUGGUCUGACAAGAUGUAGCAAUAGUUUUAUGUUUCAAGCGCAUUAAAUCGAGGCUCGGCUCGCAGAGGGCGGACACGAGCCGUAAAAAGAAAAGAAAUGUGUCGUCUCGCCCUAUAAAACGCAGCAGCUCCAAUCAUUCCCCUGUUCUCUCCAACGACGCCUGCCUUUACGUGCUGCCUUCUACUCAGAUAACAGCUUCAGUGCAUUCAGCCGCCCACUGCCAUCCUGUACAGCUGAUCUUAUUUGAACGCCACAAAACUGAUGCGAAUACUUCCAACGUAAUGUGAUUUUUCAACAGCAGCGGAUGUUUAAAAAGCAAAUCAGAUGUAACAAAGAUACUGUAUGUUGAAGCACCGCCUAGUCAUAAAUAACAUCCUUUCACAUGAUUUUGAUUUUAAUAUUAGGAAUGAAUUAAUCGUUGAAAAAGUGCCUUUAUUUAAAGGACUGCAAAGCUGUGAUCGUCGUAAUCAAGAGUAUUUAAAAUAUUUUAGCAUAUACGUGUGUUUCACCUCGACUGACGGGUUGGCAAUACAUUUGGAUGUCUUGAAAAGAGCUUUCCACACUGUGCUGUACAUGUUUCAUUUAAUAAAGUUCAUUUUAAGCAAU